GAGGACUUCAUUUUCCCAGCAGUUGCUUCAACGGGAAAGCUCAAAAUUGGGACGGCAGUAUCCCGCUCCGAGAUUGAAAAAUUGCUAGACUUCUUUGUUGCAGGUGCCGGGCUUCUCCGCGAACGACCAGGGAAGUUCACUACUCAUUGCUUUCGUCGCGGCGGUGCUCAGUGGUGCUUUAUGUGGCGGCCGGAUCGCAAAUGGAGCCUGAAAGCUGUGAAAUGGUGGGGCGGUUGGGCCCCAUCCGAGAGUGUG
This is a messenger RNA of Gloeophyllum trabeum ATCC 11539, 255 nucleotides long. RefSeq lists its product as uncharacterized. Gene Ontology annotation, biological process: DNA integration; DNA recombination. The annotation marks the transcript as partial. The transcript has a single exon. Gene Ontology annotation, molecular function: DNA binding. The record is from RefSeq and is a predicted model, not a curated record. Lineage: Eukaryota; Fungi; Basidiomycota; Agaricomycetes; Gloeophyllales; Gloeophyllaceae.